CAGACGUCGUCCAUCAGAGUGUUUAUGACGUCAUUCAUAUGGAGGACCGAGCAGAGUUACAGAGACAGCUCCACUGGGCCCUGAACACCCCUGACACCGGACAGCUGGUCUCAGAUUCAUCCUCGCCACAGGAUGUCAGUCUACAAGCCAGAGGCACUCCCACCAGAGAAUUCCACCUUCCUGGAACGCAACUUUGUCUGCAGGUUAAGAUGUCUCCUGGACAACGCCACUGGCUUCCUAGCCCUGAACAUCCAGGGGCGUCUAAAGUUCCUCCAUGGCCAGAGCGAGAGGACAAAGGAGGGCAAGGCCAUCCCGCCUCAGCUGGCUCUGUUCGCCCUGGCCUCUCCCUUGCAGCCCCCCACCAUCCUGGAGAUCCGCACCAAGAACUUCCUCUUCAAGACCAAGCACAAGCUGGACUUCACCCCCAUUGCCUGCGACGCCAAAGGGAAGAUGGUGCUGGGUUACACUGAGGCUGAGCUGUGCAACCAUGGCUCGGGAUACCAGUUCAUCCAUGCUGCUGACAUGCUGCACUGUGCUGAGAACCACAUGAGGAUGAUAAAGACCGGAGAGAGUGGGAUGACAGUAUUCAGGCUGCUGACCAAGCUGACAGGCUGGGUGUGGGUGCAGGCAAACGCCAGACUGGUCUACAAGAACGGACGGCCUGAGUGUAUUAUCGCAUCCCAAAGAGUCCUCACUGAUGAAGAGGGAGAGGACAACCUAAGGAAGCGGAGCCUCCAGCUGCCUUUCAGUUACACCACUGGGGAGGCUCUUCUCUACAAUACCAGCUUCCCCAAGACUCUACUAACAGGGGACUCCUUAGCAGGCGACACCACCAGCCGUGCAGGAAAUAUCACCAACAACAACCAGGAUGGAACCCUGGACCCUGACUCACUGCUGGGCUCUCUGCUGAAACAGGACAAGUCCAUCUACUGCUGCUCCCCUCACACUCAGAACGAGCUCCAACUCCCUCUCCAACUCCAGGAGGAGGUGGCAGGGGUUCCACAGGAGGAGGUGGCAGGGGUUCCACAGGGGGAUUGUGGGGGCAUCUUCUCCAGCAGCUGGCAGGAGGGCAGCAUCCGCUCUCUGUCGGAGAGUGUCCUCUUCAAGCAGAAGCCGUUGGGGGUUGGGGGUGGCGGGGGGAUUGGCGGCUUCUCAUCGGAGGACAGAGACAGCGACAGGGAUUUGUGGAGCUUCAUGAUGAACCUGGGCAUCAGUAGGGAGGACCUGGAGCUGUUCCAGCAGGAUGAGAUGUUCCUCGAUGUGGAUCUGGACACUGGCCGAGACUGCCUCCUUCCUGACCUGACAGACGAGAUUCUCUCCUACGUACAGGAGUCUCUGAGGAAGAGGUCGGACUGGGGUCAGACUGUAUUCUCUUGCAGGGGGGCUAAGUUAGGGGAACAGGACUAUAGCUGCCAUACCACGCUGUUACACCAACCAUCUAUGGAACAAUCACAAACCCCACAUCUACAUUCUACUACAGUUCUGUUACACCAACCAUCAACCUCACAACCACAUUAUUCUACAGUGCCUCAGUGUUUGUCACAGAUACAGCCACCACAGCUGCCUGGAGUCCAUCCCCUAUCAGUUCACCACUAUCGGCCUCCGCCCCACUACCCACAGCAGCCAAUACCGCAGCAGUAUUUACACACACAGCCCCACCCACAGGCAACACAGCAGCAGAAACAGAGCCAUCUAAAUGGACAGGUAUUGCCAAACCAACAGCAGCAGCAGCUGUGUAACAGACUGAAGCACAUGCAGGUGACUGGGACGGGUUCAAUAACACAAAGACAGAAAGACAUCAUCAAGCAGCAGCAGCAGAUUCCUCCAUUGUUCAAUGUGGAGCAGCCAGGGGGGCUCCAGACUCACCACGGCCACCCCCAGCAUGGACACCUCUGCCUGGGGGAAGCUUCCCUGGGCCGCCCCUACAGGAACCAGCUGAACACUGUGUCUGUUAGCCGCUCUUCAGUGCUCUCCUCCUAUGUACCCGCCCCAUGGAACAAGAUCAAAUGUAUUUAUAAAGUCCUUUUUUACAUCAGCAGAUGUCACAAAGUGCUUAUUCAGAAACCCAGCCUUAAACCUAGGGCCCUGAACUAAUUAUGUAAAAUGUUAGACCUAUGCGCUUUACUUCCUCUAGCUAUAUGCUCAUCAUAUGAACGUUGAAUACCAAUGGCACAUACUUACUCGCGCAUCAGAUUUAACAAGGGAAUGAGACAUUAGAAACAGAAGGUCAUUAUCAUUUGAUCAUUGAAAGCCAGUGGGUAUUUACACAUCAAGGCAAUUUAGACCAGAAAAGGGAGGUUUAGCUAAGUCGGCCAUUUUCCUCUGUUCCAGUUCCAGAACAGGAGCCUGAAGGAGGCUGCUCCAGCCUCUGGCCCUGUACCCAACCCUGGAUCCUCCAGGGGGGCAGACCAUGGACAUGCAGCAGCGGGGCAGCCAAUUCACCAGCCUCCUCCUCCCUCUGCUGAGAGCAGGCCCUACCCUGACCUCCCUCUGAGUGGAUUUAUGUGAGACUGAAGGCCCUCCUCCCUGGAGGCUCCAGAAUCAGACAUUCCAAGGCCAGCCAGCUGCCCCCGGUCCCUCGGAGGGAGCAGAGCCCUGACUGACGACAGCGCCACACAACAGAGGCUAGAGGGGAGAAGGAUCCUCCUGUCUGGCACCCAGCUGCACAUGGCUCCCCUGCGACCACUAAGGCUGUUUCCCAAAUGUGCCCUUGUCAAAAGUAGUGCACUAUAUAGGAGAUAGGGUACAAUUUGGGCUGCUGUCUAAAACAGGAACCAGGGCAUGUCUGGGAAUAUGGAGGACUUGGACUGGAGAGGUCCCGUGUGGAUCAUUUUGUUAGAGCUUGGCACUUGCAACACCAGGGUUGUGGGUUCGAUUCCCAUGGGGGACCAGUAUGAAAAUGUAUGCACUCACAACUAUAAGUCGCUCUGGAUCAGAGCAUUUGCUAAAAUGCUAAAAUGUAAAAGUGAGAUUCACAUCCAGAGAAACUGUCUGAACGUCAGACAGCAGGCAGAGGGACAGUCCGAGACAGAGAGAUUGUGACAGACAGACGGAGGGAGACGAGAGGAAGUGGAUAAUCAAUCAAAUUUAUUUAUAAAGCCCUUCUUACAUCAGCUGAUGUCACAAAGUGCUGUACAGAAACCCAGCCUAAAACCCCAAACAGCAAGCAAUGCAGGUGUAGAAGCACGGUGGCUAGGAAAAACUCCCUAGAAAGGCCAGAACCUAGGAAGAAACCUAGAGAGGAACCAGGCUAUGAGGGGUGGCCAGUCCUCUUCUGGCUGUGCCGGGUGGAGAUUAUAACAGAACAUGGGCAAGAUGUUCAAAUGUUCAUAGAUGACCGGCAGGGUCAGAUAAUAAUGAUCACAGUCGUUGUAGAGGGUGAAACAGGUCAGCACCUCAGGAGUAAAUGUCAGUUGGCUUUUCAUAGCCGAUCAUUCAGAGUAUCUCUACCGCUCCUGUUGACUCUAGAGAGUUGAAAACAGAAGGUCUGAGACAUGUAGUACGUCUGGUGAACAGGUCAUGGUUCCAUAUCCGCAGGCAGAACAGUUGAAACUGGAGCAGCAGCACGACCAGGUGGACUGGGGACAGCAAGGAGUCAUCAUGCCAGGUAGUGCAUAGAAAUGUAAUGGACUAAUGACCUGUUUGAAUGUGGACUUGCUUUAAAAAGGAAACUCUUGUCAAGCCAUUUUGUUUGUCCAGAAGAACAUCCCGUUGGUGCAGUCAUGGUUUACUGGUCAGUGUGUCAGCAUGCCCUGUCAUGAACCUGAUGUAAUACUGAACAAGCAGUUCUUCCAUUGGUCAAUGAGUAAGAUGAGAUGAUGCAGAACUCAAAUGUUACCAAUCCGCUUCUUUUAGAUCAUAAUGAAUAUGAUUAUAUGGAGAAGGGGGGUGGAUCUGAUCCUAGAUCAGCACUCCUACUCUGAGACAUUUUAUGAAUACGGAGCCUUGCUUUUAAAUAUAUAUAAGCCAUUGAUUGCUUAGAAAUAAUCGCUUGCAUUUAAAGGUGCAGUUGAAUGAAACAAACCAUAAGCUAUUUGAGCUAUCCAUGAGAUGGAGUAUCUGUCUACACUGUGCUUGAUAUUUUUGUACAGAAUGCAUUGACAAUCCUACUAAAUCAUGAAGUAAUAUUAUGAGCAAUUUGAUCGCUUUAUGGAUCCUGUCUAUCUGUUCUUCAGCCCACUCACUUGCAUUGCAAGACAGGCAAAGUAAUAAUAAUGUAUAGAUGAGUUAGUAGUCCAAGACCCAAUUACAUUUUCUACAUCUCAAAUAGCACUCUAUGCCCUAUGUAGUGCACUACUUUUGACCAGGACCCAUAGGGCUCUUGUCAAAAGUAGUGAGCUAUAUUGUGAAUAGGGUGCCAUCUAUAGGGAAUAGGGUGCCAUCUGGGUCAUUGCCAUUGAGUUCAAGUGGCAAAUCAAUGUGUUUGAUCUACAUAUCUAACUUGAAGAAAAAUGUAUGCACUUAUUUAUGGCAAAAUAACCUAUUGCACUCUUAGUGAAAGUAGAAGACUGUUGUAUGUAGCGCUAUAAAUAAUGUACCUUGUUUAACUGAGCCAAUCAUGUUCAUGUUGCUAUGCAGAAUAGUGCAGUGGAACAUUAGACCCCUUGUUGUUUGGAGGUCUGUCACUUCAUUGACAUAAUUCUGUGAAAGUCGGGGUUUAUUUAAUUUAUUUUGUCAAAAAACAAAUCAAACUUUAAAUAUCUUCAAAUUCAUUCAAUGAAAAUGUUCAGUUUUGCAUUUGUUUGUAUUUUGUAUGAAAUUGUGUACAAUUUAUGUAAUGAGCAAUCAUGACACUGCAGGAAGAGAAAGUUUACCAUUAUUCUGUUCUUUCACACGCUGAUAAAUGUUGACCAAGUACAGUUGAAGGGUUUUAUUUACACUAGCCCUUGACCAAAUACAGUUGAAGGGUUUUAUUAAUACUGCUGUACAGGGUAGGUUUUCUGUCAUAAAUAAGUUGGUUAAACGAUGUCACAGGUAGGCUUGUAAAGCUACCGGUAAUUUACCAGAGUUACUGGAAUCUUCUAUAAUUUUGGUAAUUAGCACAGACUGCAAUAAAUUCCCUUAAGUUCAGUCAUUUAUACUUUUUUUAUUAUACUUUUUUUUGUUGUACUUUGGAUCCCUUUUUCUCCACAAUUUUUGUGAUAUCCAAUUUGUAGUUUCGUCUUGUCCCAUCGCUGCAACUCCCAUACGGACUCAGGAGAGGCGAUGGUCGAGAGCCCUCCGAAACACGACCCUGCCAAGCCACACUUUGUCUUGACACACUGCUCAUUUAACCCGGGGGCCAGCCGCACCAAUGUUUCUGGAGGAAAAUCUGGUGACCGUGUCAGCGUGCAUGCGCCCAGCCCGCCACAGGAGUCACUACAGCGCGAUGUGACGAGGACAUCCCGGACGGAAAGAAAAACCCUUCCCUAACCCGGACGACGCUUGGCCAAUUGUGCGUUGCCUCAUGGGUCUCCUGGUCAUGGCCGUCUGCGACACAGAUGGGGAUCAAACCCACAUCUGUAGUGACGCCUCAAGUGUAUUUAGAUAAAAUAGCCUUACUAAGGAAAAAAGCAUCUAAUCAACAAUGGCAUUAUUAUCAUUUGACUCUGCAACUCUUUCAACUAUUGACUUUUAUCACAGCUGCCACUAGUUUGAUGGCAAAACAUUGAUAACAAAUACAUCUUGACAUAGUAGCAAAAUAUAUAAAGGAUAUUUUAUGCUGAAACCCUCAUAUUUAACACUGAAUGUAUUUGCUAAGUUUGGUUGAUAUUUAUGAAAAUGUUUUAGUGUUGUCAUCUUUAAUUAUUUCAUAUUUUACAUGUGAUAAGGCCACACAGUGGGCCAGAGAUGAUUAGACACCUGUAAUAAUCUGAAGUACCAAACAUGGCCACUAGAUGUGCUAAAUGACAAAAAAUUCUUGAAAGUUACAAAACGUUUUAGGUAGGUAAAACCCCAACACUCUGGACAGACAGGAACACAGUAGAGCUGAUGCAGCUUUAUAACACCCUGAGGAAGGAUGAAAUGCACCAUUCAAUAAUAAACAUCUUUAAUUCAA
This is a messenger RNA of Oncorhynchus kisutch (coho salmon), 6037 nucleotides long. RefSeq names its product aryl hydrocarbon receptor-like. Bases 133 to 2094 code for a protein of 653 amino acids. Gene Ontology annotation, cellular component: aryl hydrocarbon receptor complex; nucleus. The transcript is spliced from 7 exons. Gene Ontology annotation, biological process: xenobiotic metabolic process; response to xenobiotic stimulus; regulation of transcription by RNA polymerase II. The record is from RefSeq and is a predicted model, not a curated record. Lineage: Eukaryota; Metazoa; Chordata; Actinopteri; Salmoniformes; Salmonidae. Gene Ontology annotation, molecular function: transcription cis-regulatory region binding; nuclear receptor activity; protein binding.